AUGGACGCCUCCUCCCUCCGCAUCUCCAAGUUCGAUGGAACUAACUUCCACGCCUGGAAGUUCAAGAUGCAGAUGGUGCUGGAGGAACGGGACCUAUGGGAGGUCGUCAGCGGUGAGAUCAAGGCGGAACAGUGCGAGACUCAGUUGGACCAAGCGACGUACAAGAGGAAGUCAAAGAAAGGCGAUGGCAGUGAUCUGUCUAGCCAUGGAAGAUUCCCAGCUACCGUUGGUCCGGUCGGCAAGUGGUGCAUGCGACGCAUGGUCAAGCUCAAGACGCUGGCGGAACAGCUAGAGGCGGUGGGGGCUCCAGUCUGCGAGGACGAUCUGGUGAUCACACUUCUCGGCAGCCUGAGUGACUCGUAUCAAUUCUUGAUCACAGCUUUGGAGUCGCGCUCAGACACUCUUAGCUGGGAGCUCGUGACGUCUCGACUGCUUCAUGAAGAAAUGAAGCGGAAGGAGCAAGGAAGUAAAGGUGAUGAAGCUUCGCAAGGUCAAGCGUUCAUCACGAGGGACAAUCAGCGCAAAGGGCGACCAGUGAAGAAGUCCUGGCCGUGCCACAAUUGCGGAAAGACUGGUCACUGGAUGGCGGAGUGCCCCUCGCGCAUCCAAGAAAACACGGAGAGACACCGGCCACAGCGUGCUCAAGACAGCGGCGACCGCUAUCGAUCACAACGUGCAAACGUCGCUCAAGAAGAAGACUCGGGCGACUACCUCUUUUCGAUCGGUGAAACGACAUCAGCGAAAUCGAGCGACAUCUGGCUGGUCGACUCCGGGGCGACGCAGCACAUGACGUGCUCCAAGAAGUUCAUGCGAAACUACAAGGGGUUUGACGCUGUGGAUGUCCAUCUCGCGGAUGAUGGAAUCGUCCAAGCAAUCGGCAGUGGGGACAUUGUCAUGUCGAUGAAGACACCCCAAGGGAUGAAGAAAGGUGUGCUCACAAACGUGUGGCACAUCCCAAAGUUAUCCAGAAACCUGUUCUCGGUCGUCCGCUUCACCAAGGAUGUCGGCCCAGUGACGUUCACGAAGGAUGGGUGCUAUGGAGAAGCGAAAGGGACCAAGUGGAAAAUUGGUGCCCGUGAAGGUAAAGGACUGUUCAAGCUGCAAAUGACUCCAGUGGCGCCGGAACAAGCAAAUGCAGCCAAGUCGUCGGGAUGUCAAGGGGGCACCAAGUCGUACCUCUGGCACCUUCGGCUUGGCCACAUAGGUCACGAUGGACUCAAUUACAUCGUGACGAAGAACAUUGGAAUUGGCAUCGACAUAUCUUCGGUGAAGAAUUGGGACGUGUGUGAAGGUUGUGCUCUGGGAAAACAGACUCGAGUGCGCUUCCAAUCAAACACUACAGCUCGCACCUCCAAACUCCUCGAAGUGAUUCACAGCGACGUAUGCGGACCGAUGUCGAUGGCAACUUUCAGUGGAAAACGGUACUUCGUGACAUUCAUCGAUGACAAGUCAAGAUACUGUGUCGUCUAUCUGCUCAAGAGCAAAUCUGAAGUUGCGGCGAAGUUCAUGGAAUACGCUGCGAUGGCCGAAACGCAAACCGGAAAGCGCGUGAAGUACCUUCAAAGCGACAAUGGGGGGUGA
This is a messenger RNA of Peronospora matthiolae, 1581 nucleotides long. The record is from the annotation of a GenBank genome assembly. Lineage: Eukaryota; Oomycota; Peronosporomycetes; Peronosporales; Peronosporaceae.